This is a messenger RNA of Aplysia californica (California sea hare), 3609 nucleotides long. Its product is annotated as schlafen family member 13. The transcript is spliced from 8 exons. Bases 372 to 3266 code for a protein of 964 amino acids. The record is from RefSeq and is a predicted model, not a curated record. NCBI's taxonomy places the organism in Eukaryota, Metazoa, Mollusca, Gastropoda, Aplysiida, Aplysiidae.
AAGAGGGCAAUUUAUAACAAUUUAGUCAGCGUGUGCACAACAUGAAAGCAACACGUAGAUCUAGUCUUGAAAAUGUUUUUGCUUCAGGGCUUUUUGAGUUUGAGCUAAUGACUGAUAAAACUGUUCUUUGCUAUCUCUGAGUCUUGAUCUAGAUUUUUCUAGAUAUCUAAUCUAGAUUCUAGAUCUAGAUUCUCUAUCUAAUCUAGACUCUAGAUCUAAUAUCUAGCAGCAAAGUAAAGCCGGGAUUGGGCUCAUUUUGGGCUGACUGCUGGCACUUGCACAUUAUAUUGCUUCUUUUCCCGUGAAAAAACGCUUUUCUGCCUCUAUCACAUUGGCAUUGGCGCUUAUUUCCAUCUGGAUAAAGUCAGAAGAUGAUUACAUCUGCAAAUAUUCGUGAAAAGAGCCACUCGUAUGGAGAUAUAUUUGUAUCCUGCUCUGUGCAUAUCUCCAAAGGUAUCCACAGUAAAGAAAACAACAAUGUACUCGAGUCCACAUGUGCUCUCCUCAACUCUGGCGGAGGAAUUCUGGUCAUGCACAACGUUGAACAUAACAAAAAAGUGCAGUCAAAAACACUGGAUGCUUGGUGGAGUGGGAUGGAGAGCAACCUGGCAAAUAUACUCUCUGGCGAUGAUAUUUGCAAUUAUUUAGACUUUGUGGGGAAUUUUGACGACAAGUAUUUCUACUUGUUUGUGAAGUCCGCUGAGCAUUUGUGUACAGUUGAAUAUCAUUGUAGACUUCCGACUGAUACGGCUACGCAUUCAGUGAGUUACAAGUCAGCUGCUAAGAUCUGUGCCAAACAAGGCCAUGAGAGCAAACUGUCAGACUUGCCAGUGAUUCCGACGGAGUAUGAGUUUGGAGUCACGGAAGCCACACUCAAGCAAGAAGGUAAACAGAUACAAUUCAAACAGCUCACCUCGGGCAGAUUUGCAAAACGACAGUCAUUUCCCGAGAAGGUGGGAUAUUACUGCAGCAGGUACAUUACUGCAUUUGCCAACCAUGAAGGAGGACACAUCUAUUUUGGAAUAGAGGACACUACAGCUGCUGUGAUGGGGGAAGAACUGACAGAGGAAGAAGAGACACACACAGUAAGCGUUGUAGAGAAGAAAAUGGGCUCUGUGAUAUGGUCAGAUCCAGAUUGUCAACCCGUCAGAGGGGUGCAUUGGGACAUCGAGUUUUUUCCUGUCUUCCACUGUCCAGAUGAAGAACGACGGCGGGUUAUUGUGGUGUCUGUGUGCAAGAUGCCUGGAGGGGUGUUCAGUAACUGCCCAGAGGCAUUUGUGGUCUCAAGGUCUCAAGACUCGAACUCAAAUGGAGAUAACAAAGUUCGCCCUCGUGUUGAAAAGCUUGCUUUUAGGGACUGGAAGGCAGAAAUGUUGAGUAAAGAAAGAGAUGUGAAGAUGUUGCGUUCACGAUUUGUGAAAAUUCCCAUGAAGAGCCCUCGAUCUAGACUGAUCUACUCACUCCCCCACACUCUUCAGGCUUCCAGAGAAAAAGUAAUUAAAUUGAGGACAGAAUUCAACCUCCAGCCCAAGAAUGUUCUUCAUUCAUUCAGUUAUGCGAAGGUCAAGGACACAGUGAGACGAUUGGUGGAGAACUUUGUAGGGGAGCCUCAUCUCGUGGUCAGCCUGGAAGCCUGGGGGCUGGAGCUAGAGUUGCCAUGUAAACCAGAGAAGGUGAAGGCAGUGCUUGCUGUGUUCAGCAGCCUAUAUGGACUCCAUGUAGUCUCUGUGACAUCUGGGGCGCUGGAGGAGGAAGGCAUGUGGCAGUUCACAAAGGAAGUGGCAGUGCAGCUGAAGCAAGUUUUGGUGCAUCAUGGGGGAUGCAGCACUCAUCUUGGGUUCAAAGUUCAUGUUGUUGAUGUUGAUGGCCACCUAAUGAUGGAAUACUUCCAGAGUGCCAUAGACAUUGAUAUUUACCCGCAAACCUACAAGCCCUCUGAAGUCAAAAUGAAUGAUAUUCUAAACAGUCUUACCGUGGCCAUAGCAUCGUAUAAACCAUUUAGCUGCAAAGAUGAUGCCGACUACUAUUUCUUGCUGACAUGUGACCAGCUGGAGCUGAUGUGGAGCCACCAGUUUACCCGUGACUUGUGGGUCCAUGGUCCCCCAGGGUCGGGUAAGACAAUUGCUGCUUUAGAGAUGAUCAGGGAGCUGCGGAGGAGAGGGUGUGGCUGCGAGCAAAUUCUGUACGUGGCGGAGAAUCCUCUACUGUGCUCUUAUGUCAACUCAUUUGAUCUGUGCACAGUGGUGAGCAGGCGACAGCUCAUGUCUGAUGGUGACAGAGAUCGACGUUAUAAGAAUGUUCUCAGUGUCGUUGUCGAUGAGGCUCAGAACUUCAAGGACCGCGAUGGAGACUGGUACUCCUUCCUAGACAACCUGUCCAAACAAAAUGUGAAAUCACCAGAAGACCUUAAGGCGGGAUACUUUUGGCUAUUCAUGGAUUAUGCUCAAAAAGUUCACAAGUUCAAUGCCGGGCUUCCAGGAUUGAUUGGGAAACAUAAUUUUAUGCUGAGGGAAAUUUCAAGAAACAGCAAAGAAAUUUACGAGUAUGCCACAAAGUUUAUGGAGAAACCUUCAUGUGCUGUGCAGGACGGGGUAGAAAGAAAUUUGGUGUCAGACUCGCCUCAUUUGGCUCAUGAAUACAAAUCUGGCCAAGAGGUAAAUGUUGUGCCAUGUAAACAAGCAACUGUGAUUGAUAUGUUGAAGGAGGUGCUGCAACAGUACACACAAGACGGUGUCAGUGUCAGCGAUAUGGCAGUCCUCGUCAGCAAGAAGAAAGAAGUGGAGGAAGUGAGAGAGUUAGUAGCAAAAGAAGACUUAGGAAAGUCUCUAAAUUUGGUUGCUCCAGAAGAGUCUCGGAUGGUUUGUGAUGAGAUAGGAGAAUCCAGCUCAUGUGCUUCCUCUUCCAUGUCAGUUCCCAUGGAGACUUCAUCUGAAGAUGGUAUUUGUGAGUCAUCCCUUAAAGAUACUUCCUCGAACAGUACUGAUAAUACUAAUACCAAUAGUGCUGGCAUUACUUGUACCACAAACUCUAUGGCCAAGCCUCAAACCUCCUCACAGUUGUCGGGCAAGAGUCCUCUCCUAGUGACCACUGUGAGAGACUUCAGCGGUUUAGACAAACCAGUCAUCAUUGGCCUUGAUCCUCACACAAAUCAGGAGCAUGCAGAUUUCGAUAAAUUCCUCCUAAACCUUGUCACAAGAGCCAAAGAUUCCCUAGUUAUUCUCACGUCUUCUGAUGCUCUUUUGAAUAAAUUGAGAAAAACAAAGUAAAACAGGUUUUUGGGACUGGAGAUUGCGUUAUUCAAGUUGGGCUACUGUGCUAAGUGAAAAUGUUAGUGAUAAUAUGUUUGGAAAGGGAUGAAGGCUGUUCUAGUUUUUUCCAUAACCCAAGAUGGAGGCUUUUUUGCAGUGAUAUUCCUUUGAUUUCUUAUUUCUAUAUUGGGACAGUUAUAAUACACAUAUGACAGCUGAAUAACGACCGAACAGGAUGUUGUUAGUUAAAUUUUACGUGUAUUUGUUUGAAAAAAAAAAGUACAAAUCCAUUCUCCUGAUGAGUAAAGAUUAAAGACACCCUUAUGUUUUGCUUUCCUUAAAUAAAUCAAAAUAAUAUAGU